Molecule: messenger RNA, 2403 nt
Organism: Passer montanus (Eurasian tree sparrow)
Lineage: Eukaryota; Metazoa; Chordata; Aves; Passeriformes; Passeridae
Product: hydroperoxide isomerase ALOXE3-like
Exons: 12
Coding region: 60-2138 (692 amino acids)
Biological process (GO): lipid oxidation; linoleic acid metabolic process
Molecular function (GO): oxidoreductase activity, acting on single donors with incorporation of molecular oxygen, incorporation of two atoms of oxygen; protein binding; iron ion binding
Source: RefSeq, a predicted model, not a curated record
CACCCCACAGCCCCUCACUCUUCUCUGACAGCAUCUCCAGGACAUCACUGCAGCUUGUCAUGGCCACCUACAAGGUGACAGUGGCAACAGGUGACAUGGUGGAAGCUGGGACCAACAACUCCAUCUCCAUCACCUUGGUGGGCAGCUAUGGCGAGAGCCGCCAGACCACCGUCUCCUUCUUGUUCCUGCCAGGGAAGGAGAGGAGCCUGUCUGUGCACUGUGGGCAGGACUUGGGCCCCAUUGUCCUCAUCCGCCUGCAUAAGUGGCGGCUCUUCCUGGAGGAUGCCUGGUUCUGCAAGGACGUCCGGGUGACAGCUCCCAAUGGCACCCUGUAUCGCUUCCCCUGCUACCAGUGGCUGGAGGGGGUCACCACAGUGGAGGUGCGAGAGGGCUCAGGGAAGAAGCUGGUGGACGACAAGCUGCAGAUCCUCAAGGAACAUCGUCAUCGAGAGCUGGCAGCACGGCAGGAGGCUUACCGGUGGAAGAGCUUCGCCCAGGGCUGGCCCCGUUGCCUCAACGUGGACUCCAUCUUCGACCUGGACUCCAACAUCCAGUUCUCCCGCAUCAGGGCCAACAACUUCACUGGUUUCCUCAUCUUCCAAGGGGCCUCCCACUUUCUGUCAGGGUUCCUACUGAGACGCAGCUCCUGGAAGAGCCUGGAUGAGAUGCGCACCAUCUUCUCUCGGACACAGGGCAGGGACAUUGUCCCUGAGUAUGUGGCCAAGCACUGGCAAGAAGAUGACUUCUUCGGUUCCCAGUUCCUCAAUGGCAACAAUCCCAUCAUCAUCCAUCGCUGCACCACACUGCCGCCCAAAUUCCCAGUGACACCAGAGAUGGUCGCUGGCUCACUGGGAGGUGGUACUGACCUGGACAAGGAGCUGCAAGAAGGUCGGAUUUUCAUUGUGGACUACAAGGUGCUGGAGGACAUCCCAACCGACACCAUUUACGGGCGCCAGCAGUACAUAGCGGCCCCACUCUGCCUGCUUCACCAAGGCACCGAUGGGCUCCUGCGCCCCAUCGCCAUCCAGGUAGGGGUGUCCCACCCUAAAUCCUGCUGUCAGGAGGGUGGCAAUGGUCCUAUACCACUGUCUGGUGUCCCACAGCUCAGCCAAACACCAGGACCCCGCAGCCCCAUCUUCCUGCCAAGUGAUGAUGAGUGGGACUGGCUGUUGGCCAAGACCUGGGUGCGCAAUGCUGACUUCUACAGCCACCAGCUCCUCACCCACCUGCUGAGGACCCACCUGUUUGGGGAGGUCUUUGCCAUUGCCACCCUGCGCCACCUGCCCACCUGUCACCCCCUCUUCAAGCUCCUCAUGCCCCACUUCCACUUCACACUGCACAUCAACACUUUGGCCCGCAGUGUCCUCAUAAACCAAGGUGGUCUCAUUGACAAGGGUUCCGGGGUGACCUAUGAAGGGCUGCUGCUGGUGGUGCAGCGAGGCCUGGAGCAGGUGACCUACACGUCCCUGUGCCUCCCUGAUGACAUCCAACAACGUGGCAUGUCCCAUGUCCCCAACUACCAUUACCGAGACGAUGGGAUGAGCCUCUGGGAAGCCAUUGAGAGCUUUGUCACCGGCAUUGUGACAUUCUACUAUGGUGGGGAUGCAGCGGUGAGCGGGGACACCGAGCUGCAGGCCUGGGUGAUGGACAUCUUCACCAAUGGUUUCUUGGGCAGGACCUCCUCAGGUAUUCCCUCGUCGCUGCAGACAGUGGUGGAGCUCAUCAAGUUCCUCACCAUGGUGAUGUUCACCUGCUCGGCGCAGCACGCGGCUGUCAACAAUGGGCAGUAUGAUCUGGGGGCCUUCGUCCCCAACGCCCCGUCCUCCAUGCGCCACCCACCACCCACUGAGAAGGGCCAGGCCUUCCUCCAGCACUUCCUCGACACCAUUCCUGAGGUGGCCACCACUGCUAACAUCCUGGUUGCCCUCAUUCUCCUCAGCUCCCAACUCAAGGACAGGAGGCUCCUGGGACAGUACCCGGAGGAGUGGUUCACGGAGGCGGAACCCCGGCGGCUCAUCCGGGCCUUCCAAGGGCGGCUGGAGGAGAUCCGGGACCGGAUUGAGGAGAGGAACCACCUGGCUGAGCUGAGAUACAACUACCUGAACCCACUGGAGACAGAGAACAGCAUCUCCAUCUGAGCACAGGAGCUGCACCCACUCAGCACCAGCAGCACUCCCAGCACCCUGCACCUGGGCACCCUCAACAGACAGAGCCACCAUCAUCUGGACAUCCAGUAUACCCAGCACUCCCAGCACCCCUUACAUGGCCAUCCCCAACACCCUUGUCACCCAACAUCCCGCACUUGGACAACCCCAGCAACCCAACACCUCGAGAUCUCCAGCAUCUAUCCCUCAGCUCCCUCAGCACCCCCCACUCCAUUUUUCUCUCCCCAAUAAAUGCCAG